AUUCCAAUAAUUGAUUAUAUUUAGUUAUUCUGGCCUGUUACUUAAAUUGUGCACGCAAGGAAAUAAUGGAGUGUCUUAUGAAUAAUGCUGCAGAGACAAAAGCAAACAUUCAGUUCAGUUUCAGCUCUAAAGAGACGUAGGAUCCAUGCUGAUUUACAUAUUUGACGGGAAUGAUCUGACUGGCCACCGUGAGCUCGCUGCGUUCAUUGUGUCAGGCUGACAUCACAUGAGAACUGAAGCGCAGUGUGCAGAACUGACUGAGGAGCACGCAGCGCACUGGAGGACUCCACAUGACGAACCAGGUUUGAGGGUCGGACGGGACUCACAGCAGCUGGAUUUGUGUUCGAAUCAUGGGCAUGGACCGGCGGCGGAGAGCCUCGCUCGCGCUCACCUUGAACUUGCUCGCGCUGAUCCUCGCCAUAUGCGCUCUGACCACCAGCUACUGGUGCGAGGGCAACCGGAAAGUUGUCAAGCCCUUCUGUACCGGACCGGCGACCGUGAAACAGACGCACUGCAUUCGGUACAACAGCUCGAACAUCAACGACAGUCGGCUGGUUCAGUAUAUCUGGGAGACCGGCGAGGAUAAGUUUGUUCUGAGGAAGUUCCACACCGGCAUCUGGUUCUCCUGUGAGCAGAACGUCGACCUUGUCGGUGAGAAAUGCAGAAGCUUCAUAAACGUCGCUCCUCCCCAUGAGAGAGGUGUCUUGUGGCUCUGCAUCGUGGCCGAGUGUCUCUACAUCUUACUGCUGGCCACCGGAGGGAUCCUCAUGUCCAUAGAGGUCUGCCAUUUCGGAAACGUCAUCGAUGGACUCAAACUGAAUGCCUUUGCAGCCAUAUUCACAGUCUUGUCAGGUCUUCUCGGUAUGGUUGCACACAUGAUGUUCACAACAGCGUUCCAGCUGACCGUGAGUCUGGGUCCUGAGGACUGGAAACCACAGAACUGGGACUACAGCUGGUCUUAUAUCUUGGCUUGGAGCUCGUUCACCGCCUGCAUGGCGUCGUCCGUCACCACCAUAAACAGAUACACAAAGACUAUUCUGGAGUUCAAACACAAGCGAAAGAACAUCGAGAAGAACCUGAAGAUCAAGCAGAAGCUGCUGGACCUGGACUCUCCAGACCAGGUGUGGGACAUGUACAUCAGCUCCGUCCCCAGCACAGCCGAGGAGUUUCUGGACCUGUCCGCAUCCGGACGCAAGCUCUCCUCCAGCUCCGUCUUCCUGGACCUCAAUGAUCUGCCGGCUCCAGCACAGGGAGAAGAGUACUGCUGAAGACCGGCUCGCAUUCACACCACGGCUUUAAGCUUUGAUUCGAGGCGUUUCAAGGUUUCAUAACUGUGGCAUAAUGUUGCGUUUUUGUUGUGCUGUUGUUUGAAGGUGACGCUGUGAGUUUUAGUUUAUUAAUGUGCUGACAAUGUGUGCGUAAAACAUAUUCUGGAACCGGAACUGGGAUGAAUGAACCUUUUUCCUCAAUCUUAGAGAAUAUAAUGUGACACAAGCCAAUUUUGUUAAUCUAAACACUGAAAUCGCAUUAGAAACAUGCAUUAACAUUGCAAAAAAAUUCUCAAUAUUUCUGUCUUGUUUUUCAGUACAAAUAUCAAAACAUUCUUAAAUCAAGGAGAUGCAUUUACUGGAGAAGCAAAAUGACUGAAGAUAUU
Megalobrama amblycephala (Wuchang bream) is the source of this 1654-nucleotide messenger RNA. It is a transcript of the gene gsg1l2b, whose product is annotated as gsg1-like 2b. The record is from RefSeq and is a predicted model, not a curated record. The transcript has 5 exons. Bases 351 to 1268 code for a protein of 305 amino acids. Gene Ontology annotation, cellular component: plasma membrane. Lineage: Eukaryota; Metazoa; Chordata; Actinopteri; Cypriniformes; Xenocyprididae.